This is a messenger RNA of Cyphellophora attinorum, 588 nucleotides long. Its product is annotated as 40S ribosomal protein S9. The transcript has 4 exons. Bases 1 to 588 code for a protein of 195 amino acids. Lineage: Eukaryota; Fungi; Ascomycota; Eurotiomycetes; Chaetothyriales; Cyphellophoraceae. Gene Ontology annotation, cellular component: cytosolic small ribosomal subunit. Gene Ontology annotation, molecular function: rRNA binding; structural constituent of ribosome. Gene Ontology annotation, biological process: positive regulation of translational fidelity; translation. The record is from RefSeq and is a predicted model, not a curated record.
AUGGCCCCUCGCUCGUACUCAAAGACCUACAAGGUCCCUCGUCGACCAUUCGAGUCGGCUCGUCUCGACUCCGAACUCAAGCUCGUCGGCGAAUAUGGUCUGCGCAACAAGCGUGAGGUCUGGCGUGUCCAGUUGACCCUCUCCAAGAUCCGUCGUGCUGCUCGUCAACUUCUUACCCUCGACGAAAAAGACCCCAAACGUCUCUUCGAAGGCAACGCCCUCAUCCGCCGUCUCGUCCGUGUCGGUGUCCUCGACGAGUCCCGCAUGAAGCUCGAUUACGUGCUCGCCCUCAAGAUCGAAGACUUCUUGGAGCGUCGUCUGCAGACCUGUGUCUACAAGUUGGGCUUGGCCAAGUCGAUCCACCACGCUCGUGUCCUCAUCAAGCAGCGUCACAUCCGUGUUGGCAAGCAGAUUGUCAAUGUGCCGAGUUUCAUCGUUCGGUUGGAUAGUCAGAAGCACAUCGAUUUCGCGCUGACGAGUCCGUUUGGUGGUGGUCGGCCGGGACGUGUUAGGAGGAAGAAGGCGAAGGCGGCGGAGAGUAAGGGUGAUGGUGGGGAUGAUGAGGAGGGCGGUGAGGACGAGGAGUAG